Miscanthus lutarioriparius is the source of this 1053-nucleotide messenger RNA. The record is from the annotation of a GenBank genome assembly. Lineage: Eukaryota; Viridiplantae; Streptophyta; Magnoliopsida; Poales; Poaceae.
AUGGCGGCGAUGCAGCUGGCUGAUCCCCCUAUGACGUCCCCUGGCGGUGACGCCGUGGAUCUACCUCAGCGGGUGGAGCCCGUCUCGUCGUCCUCCGUCUCUGUCGCGGUGGAUCAGCCUGACACCAUGCUCCAGGAGCGCUAUGCUACUCUACGGAGCAUCGCGGAGGAGUGCAUCGAGUUUGAAGAGCUGUUGAAUCUGCUGCGAACUAAACCCAACCCAGUCUGCUACGACGGCUUCGAGCCGUCUGGCCGUAUAUAUGCACAUUGCGCAGACUGGUUUGCUAUGCUCAAUAAAAAGAUGGGAGGGGAUUUAGAUGCAAUCCGUACGGUUGGCCUUUACAUGAUUGAAGUAUGGAAAUCGCUUGGUGUGAAGACGGACGAGGUGGAGUUCCUAUGGUCCUCUGAAGAAAUAUUCAAUCGGCCAAAUGAAUAUUGGCCGCUUGUGAUGGACAUAGCCCAGAAAAGAUGUUGUCAGAUCAUGGGUCGGAGUGAGAAGGAUGACUUGAGUGCUGCACAGUUCUUGUAUCCACUCAUGCAGUGUGCGGAUGUGUUCUUUCUGAAGGUAGACAUAUGCCAGUUGGGCACGGAUCAAAGGAAAUUUUAUCCAUUAACCUCAAUUUUAGACAUGCUUCCUGGUUUAAAGGAAGGCCAAGCGAAAAUGUCGAAGAGUGAUCCAUCCUCGGCUAUUUUUAUGGAAGAUGAUGAGUCUCAGAUAAAUUGCAAGAUAAAGAAGGCAUUUUGCCCUAUCAAUGUUGUUGAAGGAAAUCCAUGUUUGGAGUACAUUAAAUACAUUGUUCUCCCUUGGUUUGGAAGUUUUGAUGUGGCUCGAAAGGAAGCAAAUGGUGGUAACAAGAUAUACAGAGGCAUGGAUGAAGUUAUCGCUGAUUAUAGUUCUGGUGCUUUGCAUCCUGCUGACUUGAAGCCUGCUCUCACAAAAGCAUUAAAUAAGAUAUUGCAGCCUGUUCGUGAUCACUUCAACAGCAAUAAUGAAGCUAAAGACCUUCUUGAAGCUGUUAAGGUUCUCAUGAAUAAGUACAAGAAGACUGACUGA